This is a messenger RNA of Miscanthus lutarioriparius, 1167 nucleotides long. NCBI's taxonomy places the organism in Eukaryota, Viridiplantae, Streptophyta, Magnoliopsida, Poales, Poaceae. The record is from the annotation of a GenBank genome assembly.
AUGCAGAGCUCACUGAAACCACAGGCCGCCGCCUGCUCCGGACACAGCGCCGGCGUCCGCGUGAGCAAGCAGGCCGGUCCCGUCAAGGAACCGCUGCGUUCCGAGGUGAUCCACCUCCACGACCAGCCGGUUAUCCAAGUCACAAUCGGCUCCGAGAGGAAGACCUCCGCCGCCUGCGGCAGAGGCGGUGUCGGCGGCCAGCAAAGCCAGGCGGCGGGAGUUGUCCAGACGGUGGUGCUGGACACGGCCAGCGACGUGCCGUGGGUGCAAUGCCACCCCUCCGCGUCGGCGACGGACAUCACCUCCUCCUCCUACUACGACCCAGCUAGGUCGGCCACGUACACCGCCUUGGCGUGCAACUCCGCGGCCUGCGCGGAGCUCGGCCGCCUCUACCGCGGCGCCUGCGUCAACAACCACUGCCAGUACCGCGUCCCUAUCCCCAGCUCCCCCGCCUUAUCGUCGUCGUCGGGCACGUACGUCUCCGACCUCCUCGCGCUCGCGGCCGACCCAGCAAACGGCGCUUUAUCCUUCAAGUUCGGGUGCAGCCACGCCGAGGCCAAGCAGGGCGAAGAAGGCAGCUUGGACAACGCAACCGCCGGAGUCAUGGCGCUGGGCGGUGGCCCGGAGUCGCUGGUGUCCCAGACCGCGGCCACCUACGGGAGCGCCUUCUCGUACUGCAUCCCAGCGACGGAGAGCCGCCAGACGGGGUACGCGCGGGUGCCCACGUUCUACCGCGUGCGCCUCCUGGCCAUCGCCGUCGACGGGCAGCAGCUCAACGUGACCCCCUCGGUGUUCGCCGCCGGCUCCGUGCUGGACUCCCGGACGGCCAUCACCCGGCUGCCGCUGACGGCGUACCAGACGCUGCGCGAGGCGUUCAGGAGCAGGAUGGCCAUGUACAGGGAGGCGCCUCCGCAGGGGAACCUCGACACCUGCUACGACUUCACCGGCGCCUUCUUAGUCAUGGUGCCAAGGAUCGCGCUGCUGUUCGAUGGGAACGCCGUCGUGGCGCUGGACCGGCAGGGGAUCCUGUUCCACGACUGCCUCGCGUUCACGUCUAACAGCGACGACCGCAUGCCUGGGAUACUUGGCAACGUGCAGCAGCAGACGAUGGAGGUGCUCUACAAUGUUGGCGGCGGCUCCGUCGGCUUCCGCCGCGGCGCGUGCUGA